This is a messenger RNA of Gastrolobium bilobum, 1018 nucleotides long. Its product is annotated as heavy metal-associated isoprenylated plant protein 39-like. Gene Ontology annotation, molecular function: metal ion binding. The coding region runs from base 258 to 737 and encodes 159 amino acids. The record is from RefSeq and is a predicted model, not a curated record. Lineage: Eukaryota; Viridiplantae; Streptophyta; Magnoliopsida; Fabales; Fabaceae. The transcript has 3 exons.
UCACCUGCCAAUACCCUGAAAAUUAUGCUUAUUCUGAUGGCCUACAACACGCCAACAUUUUUACACAUAUUCAAUAUAUAUAUAUAAUGUUCAUAUAAAUACUACUACUAUGGUUUCCUUUUCACAUUCCCUAGGCCUUUUUGUCUAUCUCUUCCAACAGAGAAUUAUUUGACAGCUAAGCCUCUUUUCUCAUUCUCUAAAACAAUUUCUCGUAUCUCUUCUUUCGAUCUACACAUAAUUGCUUAACAUACAAAGAAAUGAAGAAGUUUGUACUCAAGUUAGAUUUGCAUGAUGACAAGGACAAGCAGAAGGCCCUGAAAACAGUCUCAACUCUUUCAGGGAUUGAUGCAAUCUCCAUGGAUAUGAAAGAGAAGAAGUUAACAGUGAUAGGAACAGUAGAUCCAGUAAAUGUGGUGAGCAAAUUGCGCAAAUACUGGCAGACAGAUAUAGUAGCAGUAGGACCAGCCAAGGAGCCUGAGAAGAAAGAGGAGCCUAAGAAAGAAGCCAAAGAGGAGGGAGAAAAGAAAGAGGAGCAAAAGAAGGAAGAGGGUAAGAAGGAAGAAGCAAAGAAAGAAGAGAAGAAGGAAGGGAAGAAGGAUGAGGAGAAGAAGAAAGAGCCAGCCCCAGAUCCUGUUUUGGAGCUUGUUAAGGCUUAUAGGGCUUAUAAUCCUCACAUGACCACACAUUACUAUGUUCAAAGCAUGGAAGAGAAUCCCAAUGCUUGUGUCAUUUGUUAAAUAGCAAGUGUCCAAACAAUAGGGAAAAACAAACUUUGCUCAACAUGGUAAUGGAUUCAAUUCUCUUUCACUCUCAUAUUAUGCCACAGCCAAGAAAAUAAUAGCUCCUUGUAUAUAAUAUGGUCAUGCCUGGUUGAGACUGUUAUUGAUGUGUAGGGAGAAGGAAUAAAAUUUUGGGGAAAUUGUUUUGGACACAAAUGUAGUUUUACACUCUUGUUCCUGUAAUAGUUGUUAUCUGAAUGUAUGUAUCAACUACUAGAAUAAGUAAUCUGUUUGAUUCA